AUGAAGUUCAAAGCAGGCCUCGAUGGACGAUGGGACAAUGAUCAAUUCCUGUCUCUGGUAGAAUGCUACUGUGAAAGGGUACGAAACGAUGAUUCGCUCGAGCCAUACUUUGGUGAAAUGGACAAGGACCGUUUGAUAUCGCUCCAACAAGAAUUCCUGUUCGCUGCUUUCUUGCGGCAAAGGGACAUGGAUUGCAGACUAAACAUCUGUGAAAUAUUCGAGAAGGGAAUCAGCGAUUCUGAGUUUGAUGCGCUGCUGGACCACUUUCAUCUGGCACUCUCAGAUUCUUCCGUUCCUGUGGAUGUUUAUGAUACAUGCCAGCUGUACCUACACGAGACUCGACAGGGCUGCAAAUCGAACAAAGGAAUGGGCAUUUCCGAUUGUCCAAUGUGUGUACUGAGAACACCGGUGCAGCUCGAUGCAGUCGAGACCAGAAAGACGAAAGGAAUUCGGUCUGUCUUGCGGAAAAUUCGGGGUCAGUCAUGA
Cylindrotheca closterium is the source of this 486-nucleotide messenger RNA. The record is from the annotation of a GenBank genome assembly. NCBI's taxonomy places the organism in Eukaryota, Bacillariophyta, Bacillariophyceae, Bacillariales, Bacillariaceae.